UCCUUACUGUACACAACUGAAAUCCUCUGCGGGUAUUUUUCUCCCCUGUUACUAGUUUGUUGUUAAUACACUAAAAGAAAUGGACAACUCCGGGAAAGAGAAGGAAGCGAUACAGCUGAUGGCCGAUGCUGACAAGAAAGUGAAGUCGUCCGGCUCUCUUUUGGGAGGGAUGUUUGGAGGAGGACAUCACAAAGUGGAGGAGGCAUGUGAGAUGUACUGCAGAGCUGCCAACAUGUUCAAGAUGGCCAAGAACUGGAGCGCUGCUGGAAAUGCAUUUUGCAAGGCUGCGCGGCUCCACAUGCAGCUGCAAAACAAACACGACUGUGCGACCAGUUUCAUUGAUGCAGGAAACGCUUUCAAGAAGUCUGACCCCAACGAGGCAAUCAAGUGUUUAAAUGCUGCCGUCGAUAUAUACACAGACAUGGGAAGAUUCACCAUUGCUGCCAAACAUCACAUCAAUAUCGCAGAGAUCUUCGAGUCUGAGCUUGUGGAUAUCGAAAAGGCUAUUGCACAUUACGAACAAGCAGCAGACUAUUACAAAGGAGAGGAAUCAAACAGUUCUGCAAACAAGUGUCUGCUGAAAGUGGGGGCUUACUGUGCUCAGCUGGAGCAGUACCAGAAGGCUAUCGAGAUCUACGAGCAGGUCGGCGCGAACACGAUGGACAACCCAUUACUGAAAUACAGCGCCAAAGAGUAUUUCUUCAAAGCCUCCCUCUGUCACUUCAUCGUUGACGAGCUCAACGCUAAGAUUGCCAUUGAGAAGUAUGAGGAGAUGUUCCCAGCUUUUUCAGACUCCAGAGAAUGCAAGUUGCUUAAGAAACUACUCGAGGCUCACGAAGAGCAGAACAGCGAGGCAUUCACAGAGGCAGUAAAGGAGUUUGACUCGAUCUCACGUCUGGACCAGUGGCACACAACCCUCCUGCUGCGCAUCAAAAAAACCAUUGCGGGCGAUGCAGGGGAUCUGAAAUGAAGACAAAACAAACCAAAACCUCAGGGUAGGGAUGCAGCAUGGAGGGGCAGUUUCAUCAGGCAUGUUCUCACACUCACCUCACUGUGUAUAGCAUCUGAAGAGGAGCGUCUGCUUCUGAUUUAAAUUUCACUGCUGCACUGUAAGAGCACUAUCUGUAAUUUUAUUUUUUUUGUUUUGUUUUUUUUUUGUUUUUUCUGGUCACCAGAUUACCUGAGUCCAGUCUGAAUGUAAUCCUCUCGCCCUCACCUCUCUCAAGAGGAUUGCUGCAUACCUUCCGCUGAAACAUGUCCUGAGAUUUUCAGCGGUAUAUUGUUUUGUUGCUAAUGCAAGUAUUGGCAAGAGGCACUGCAUGUUUUGUACAGUUAUUUCCUAGUCAGAUGAAGCUUGUCUUUUUUUUUUUUUUAAUCUAGCUGUUAUACAUUUAAACAAAUUGUUUUACUUUACAGCUUCUCCUUACAGACUGUUGCUGGAUGGAAUUUUAAGAGUGAUAAUUAUGUGUUUGUUGGAAUCUGAAAGGAUCAAAUUGUUGGUCUUAAUACUGAAUUGUUUUAUCAAAGCCACAAAAAGUCAUUUCAUUUUAUCACCUCAUGGAGUGACUUCUCUUGAAAAAGGGCAGUGUUAUGCACAAGUGUAGACUGUUAAAUAUUUGUACGUAAAUGCUAUCAUGUCAUAAUUGUAUUAAUCUCAAGGUUAUUUUACUCUAGGAUGUGUUGAAGUGAGAAUCACGUAUGAAUUUAAUCCCUUAAGCUGCGACUUUUACUGUAGUUUGACUCAAAACUGCAUCUUUUGAAUGAAGAGCACUGAUUGGAGUCCCUCACAGCUCACUCCCAGGGUCUAUGUGCAUUAAUUGGUCACUCACUUUGUGUUGUAUAUGCCUCAUUUAAGGUUUAUUACUGCAGUGCGUCUUCCAAAUGGCCAGUUACUAAGCAUGUCAUUGUGUAUCGUUCAGUGUUGUGUACAUUUACUAGUGUUAGCCAGACCAAAGUUUUUACAAAAAAGAAAAAAGAAAGUCAGUUGCUCUAUGUACUCAGCUUCUUCCAGAUGGAAUAACAACUGGCUGUGGAUAUGAUCUGUAUGCUUGUUCCAAUGAGCAUUAAUAAAGGUAUUAUAUCCAAGU
Molecule: messenger RNA, 2087 nt
Organism: Cololabis saira (Pacific saury)
Lineage: Eukaryota; Metazoa; Chordata; Actinopteri; Beloniformes; Belonidae
Gene: napbb
Product: N-ethylmaleimide-sensitive factor attachment protein, beta b
Exons: 11
Coding region: 80-970 (296 amino acids)
Biological process (GO): synaptic transmission, glutamatergic; intracellular protein transport; SNARE complex disassembly
Cellular component (GO): terminal bouton; vacuolar membrane; synaptobrevin 2-SNAP-25-syntaxin-1a complex
Molecular function (GO): soluble NSF attachment protein activity; syntaxin binding
Source: RefSeq, a predicted model, not a curated record